Coniophora puteana RWD-64-598 SS2 is the source of this 1971-nucleotide messenger RNA. RefSeq lists its product as uncharacterized. The record is from RefSeq and is a predicted model, not a curated record. The transcript has 2 exons. The annotation marks the transcript as partial. NCBI's taxonomy places the organism in Eukaryota, Fungi, Basidiomycota, Agaricomycetes, Boletales, Coniophoraceae. Gene Ontology annotation, molecular function: cysteine-type endopeptidase activity. Gene Ontology annotation, biological process: proteolysis.
UAUAGCUCUACAGGCAAAAUUGACGCUUAGAGGGUUGAAGCAACGCUCUUCGAUGGCUCAUCUGCUCAUUUAAUUCAUGGACUCGCCCCUCUCCUUCAUCCAGAGGCGCAACAGGUGCGUAGCUAUGGGGUUCACAUACGUUAUAGCUCGUGGUUGCCUGCAUCGUGCGUUGAUGCAGGGAUAUCCAACGCGCCGAACAAGCAUGGCGCAGAUACCUGAGCAUGUCUCUCUGUCUCCCAAUAUUUAAGAACCUUUACCUUUUGAGAAGUCUUCCCAGAACAGCGCGCGCGUCGAACAACCCAACUCCAGAUGGCGACUCGCAUCUUUGCCUUAGUCAUAGGCAUCGACGAAUACAAGUCUGGCGCUAUUUGGAACCUAGAUUCAAGCGCGGAUGAUGCCCGUUGCGUUAGCCAAUGGCUCAUGCAGAGCCUCGCGGUCCCGAAGGAACACAUCCAGCUACUCGUCAACCAAGAGGCCACCAAGGCCGCUUUCGAGAACAAGUUCAUGGAACAUCUUAUCAAUAACCCCCACAUCGAGCGUAACGACGCCAUUUUGAUCUACUUUGCCGGUCACGGUAGUAUUAUCCGUGCUCGCGAAGGCUGGUUCGAAAAUGGCUCCGGGGAUGCUCAGGCUCUGUGCACUUACGACUAUGAUAGCAAAUCAGCGCUAGGACGUUGUGCUGGUAUAUCCGACAGAUCACUUCUCGCCAUGAUCUCAGAGCUAUCCGAAGUAAAGGGAAAUAAUACCACUUUGAUUCUGGAUUGCUGCUUCUCGUCCUCUUCCCUUUCGCCGAGUGCUCGAGAUCGUCGGUUCGUCCGCUGCACGCCGACGCUGAAGGCCACGACCGAUGACCUCUUUGGAGGUUUAUGGAGGGGCGCCGUGGAGAAGAAAUACCCUGCAGGCAGCGGUUUUCUUCAAGACGACUGCCGAAGUCACGUCACUAUUUUACCUUGUCAACCAGGAGAGAAAGCCUCGGAAGAGAAAGAUGGUGGCACGUUCACCAGAGAAUUUAUAGCCAUGAGCAAAAGGACCACCCUUCAUGAUCUCCCUUGCUCCGAACUCAUCCAACGCCUCUCGUCAUCUCUGGGCAGAACUCAUCAUCAACAUCCGGUUUGUGUGGGACAUCAUAGAGAUCGUGUGUUGUUCUCCGGAGCUCCCUUUUCUCUUGAUUCUCGUUUCGUGCCAAUUGAUGUCGACACAUAUGACUGUCGCGUCGAGAUGGGCGCCAUGCACGGAGUCGUUCUUGGUACUGAAUUUAGCAUUCACGGUCACAACCGACGGUGCUCGCUCAAUCCGUCCUUGGAUAACUGUCGUGUAAUUGAAGUUUUUCCAACGUGGUCAAUUGCGCGCCGCACUUCGCGAGACCGGACGCUCCAACUUGGCAGUUCUUGGGCACAAGUUCGACGAUGGAAUAAUCGUACCCCUUUUCGCGUUCAUGUCAAGAACACAUUCUCCUCUUUCUUCAGAAAACUGAUCUCAUGCUUCAAGCCAUCAACCGAUAUUGACGGCCUUUCUCUACAUGACGAAAUGAACAUCGAACAGGUUCAUAAGCCGGCUCUUGCUGAUAUAUCUAUCGGCGUCCAUACUCAUGAUGUUCGCGUUGAGGCCCAUGAUCGUCUUAUGCCUCCUCAACCUCACGCUUUUCGAAUCGACAAAAGCACUAGCAGGUCAAGCAUACUCGACGAGGCCGCACGCUUCUACAUGCAUCUUCACAGAACAAAUCCGGAGAACCCAUUCGAAAACCAUCUUUCAAUGGAUUUAUUCAAAGUUGAACCAAGAUCGGGUCGCAAGAUUGGUGCAAGCCUCGUCAAUGAUGGUGCAGCAAGCGUACUUCGAGGUCGAGGCGCUUAUUACGGCGUAACCAUUCGUAAUAAUUCCAACUCAGAACUUUGGCCUUACCUCGCUUUCAUGGACGUCAAUGGCUUCGACAUCCAUUUCUUAUACCAUCCGUCCCCAACUACUGAGGUCGCU